AGAAGCCCUUGAACAAGUGCAAGAAGAUGCUGUCAACCAGGAAGCUGUCGUUAGGAAGAAGGUCCAGAGAACCAGCCAAUGGCUGGAGGACAGGGAGGAGCAGGUAGGGUAGCCUAUGACUACUUUAUAUUCAAGGGGAAGUUUCCUCAGAUGUCCUUGAAACCAUGAAGUAUAAAACGGAGGAGGAACAGAAAAGAAAAAAAAAAAAAAAAAAAAAACCAAAGAGGAACUGCGAAAAAAAAAAAAAGGCGACCAGCAGUGAGCGGAGGAAGUACAGGGGAGUUGUAAAGGAGGUGGUGUCAACAGCCUCCUGAUGAAAGAGGCAUCUUUGCAGAAAGAGGCAACUUGACAUAUCAGGACUUUUACCACUGUAGAUAUACCUUAGGAGCCCAUGCAAAGCCCAUGCAAAUACAGAAUUGCAGAAGUUCACUAGAGGCUUAUCACUUCCCUGAGAAGAAAAGCACAUUUUCAGUUUCGUGUGCAUAAUACCGGUGAGUGCUCAAUUGCUUUCUUUCCUGGCCACCCUGCUAAAAUCCAGUAUUAACCGUACGUGUCCAGGUUGAGGAUCGAGAUCCGGCAGCCCACUCAGCUGGCGACAAAGCGAAGUCUUUGCUGCAUGAAUUAGAGGAAGCAAUCUCGGAACAACCGAAUCUCCAGACUGUAAAUACCGUGUUGGUGAACAUUUGCCAGACACUUGAGCAGAAGACGAGGAAAUUGAAAAAGCUGUUUAGAUGAGGAAUUUCCUCACUGUGAUCCCUCGUCCGGCACAGAUGGAAUUCAACAACCAUUUCAAGAUCAACUGAAGCAGUGUUGCCGUAAACGAUAUAGUGGUCAAGAGGCAAGAAUAUAUCAGACGCUCCUGACCUUCAAACAUACAUGCUGGUAUACACCUCUCCUGGAUGCCUUGCGUCUAGAGAGUCUCACAGCAAUUCCAAGCCUGGAACUCACACUUUCCUCAGGUGUAGCCAAACGAAUCCAGGUUUCAUGUGAAAGGCCCAACUAUGGAAAAGUAGAGGAUGGUGAUUUGGAUGUGACUAGAAGACGCAAGUGCCCAGGCCCUAAAGUUGGCCCCCACCCAGGAACAGAUCUUUCAGGUUGCAUCAGGAUGAAUGAUGACCUAAGGAUGGAAGAGAAUGGUGUUGACCGCUUGUAUUCUGAGACCCUGCCACAGUCCAGGGAGUGUUCCACACUGUCAUCUCCUGGACACACUUUGUCCACAGAGAGUACUGUAACUUCAAGUGAUUCUGGGUCAGAAAUUUUGAAUAUGGCUUCUGGUGACCUGGACUGUAAAUCACUCUGUGAGAAAGAGGGAGAUACAAUUUCAGCUUCUGCUAUGAUAAAGAUCACAGGCCAAAGUCCAGCUCCUGAGACUAUCGCACUCCAAGGCUCUAUGAGUGAGGACAAAACCAUGUUAAAUCUGGAAGCAAAAGAAGAACCAGAAACAAUAGAUGAGCAUAGAAAAGAAUGUGCUGCAGGAGACACUGCUCUUUCCUCUCGUCCUGUAACCACUGUGAAAUCCGUUAACUUUAGACAAAGUGACAACACUUCUGCUAAUGAGAAGGAGGUGGAGGCUGAAUUUCUCAGAUUAUCUUUGGGAUUUAAGUGUGACUGGUUCACCUUGGAGAAAAGAGUGAAGCUUGAAGAAAGAUCACGAGACUUGGCAGAAGAAAAUUUGAAGAAAGAAAUCACUAACUGUUUAAAGCUGUUAGAGUCUUUAACACCACUUUGUGAGGAUGACAACCAUGCCCAGGAAAUUGUUAGGAAGCUGGAGAAGAAUAUAACAUUUCUUAGUCAGUGCACUGCACGAGUGGCCAGUAGGGCUGAGAUGCUGGGAGCCAUUAAUCAGGAAAGCCGGGUUAGUAAAGCAGUUGAAGUGAUGAUUCAGCAUGUAGAAAACCUGAAGAGAAUGUAUGCCAAAGAGCAUGCUGAAUUAGAAGAACUGAAACAGGUUCUUCUGCAAAAUGAAAGGUCUUUUAACCCUCUUGAAGAUGAAGAUGACUGCCAAAUUAAAAAACGUUCAUCUUCCCUAAACUCCAAGCCAUCUUCUCUCCGAAGGGUGACCAUUGCCUCUUUGCCCAGAAAUAUUGGAAAUGCAGGAAUGGUGCCUGGGAUGGAAAAUGACCGAUUCAGUAGGAGGUCAAGCAGCUGGCGUAUUUUGGGAUCAAAGCAGAGUGAACACCGUCCCUCAUUACAUCGAUUUAUUAGCACCUAUUCCUGGGCAGAUGCUGAAGAAGAAAAAUGUGAACUAAAAACUAAAGAUGACUCAGAACCACCUGGAGAAGAAACAGUAGAAAGGACAAGGAAGCCAAGUCUUUCUGAAAAGAGAAAUAAUCCAUCAAAAUGGGAUCGUUCUUCAAUUUAUGACACAGUAGCUUCAUGGGCAACAAAUCUCAAGACUUCCUUCAGAAAGGCGAAUAAGGCACUCUGGCUUUCUGUUGCAUUCAUUGUACUGUUUGCAGCUUUGAUGAGCUUCCUCACAGGACGAUUUUUCCAAAAGUCUGUGGAUGCUGCUCCCACACCAGAUGGGGACUCCUGGGUGUCUCUAGAACAAAUCUUGUGGCCGUUUACCAGACUCCAACACAAUGGACCACCACCAGUGUGACUAGAGCACAUCUUAAUGUGUGUGUCUUGAUUUUUCGUUUCAGUAUCUGAACUUCGUAAAUUAGUCAUUUUUAGCUGGGAAAUUAUAGCAUUGAACCAGAGGGUCUCAGAAGGACUGUAAGGUAUUUUACAUUCCCUCUUUCUGUGAUUUUCCUCUCUGGCUAAAAUACAAUGGGGAGGAAGCCUGCCUAUAAUUUUUAAUGAGCUUUUUGAGGAGGAGAUAUUAUAUAUUGUUGUUUGUUAAAAUUUAUUGAAAUAAAGAACCUCAAGUCUUC
This is a messenger RNA of Odobenus rosmarus divergens (Pacific walrus), 2876 nucleotides long. It is a transcript of the gene IRAG2, whose product is annotated as lymphoid-restricted membrane protein. The transcript has 21 exons. Gene Ontology annotation, cellular component: endoplasmic reticulum membrane. NCBI's taxonomy places the organism in Eukaryota, Metazoa, Chordata, Mammalia, Carnivora, Odobenidae. The record is from RefSeq and is a predicted model, not a curated record. The coding region runs from base 1106 to 2602 and encodes 498 amino acids.